Hippocampus comes (tiger tail seahorse) is the source of this 2117-nucleotide messenger RNA. Its product is annotated as forkhead box protein P2-like. Lineage: Eukaryota; Metazoa; Chordata; Actinopteri; Syngnathiformes; Syngnathidae. Gene Ontology annotation, cellular component: nucleus. The transcript has 16 exons. Gene Ontology annotation, molecular function: DNA-binding transcription repressor activity, RNA polymerase II-specific; RNA polymerase II cis-regulatory region sequence-specific DNA binding. The record is from RefSeq and is a predicted model, not a curated record. Gene Ontology annotation, biological process: regulation of transcription by RNA polymerase II. Bases 119 to 1528 code for a protein of 469 amino acids.
CCCACUCAGGUAGCUUCUUCAUCACACGCUCAUCGUCAUCCUCACUCGGCAGCUCCGUCAACACCGAGCGCGGGCUUCGCUUCACCACAACUCCGGAACACAGCAGACUCGCAGCGUGAUGCCCGAGUGUUCGAGUGUUGCUCGCCCAAACCAAGAAGAUGGUCGCCGAGAUCCUGGGGGAGAUGUGGCGGAAGCAGGAGGAGGAGGCGCUCUGGACAAUCUUGGUCUUAAACAGGUCUUCCUGGCCAUGAUGACUCCUCGUCAGGUGACGCGGCCUCUGUCCAGCGGACAGCUGCACGCUCUGAUGCAGCACAAGCAGAAGGCCUUCAUCCUCCACCAGCAUCAUCUCAAAGAGUUUUACAAGAAACAGCAGCAGAUGAACGUGUGCUUGCUUCAGCAGCAGCCGCUCAAAAAAAGCAAAGAGCUCCUUCCACAGCAGCUGGCGCUCCAGCAUCUACUGCACAUCCAGCAGCAGCUUCAUCAACAGCAAUCAGCCCGCCCCCCCGCAGCCGCGAUCAGCUCGGUGGAGUUGAAGGAUGUUUCGAAGGAGAUGACAAAAGGAGGAGCAGCAGCAGCAGCAGAAGAAGAAUCAGAAAAUGCCGUCAAGCGCGAUCACAAAGACGCUGAGAAGAAGACAACAAGCCGUGAGAGUCAAACCUUGAGUCAAGCUGACUUCAGAGAUCCAAAUGUCCUGUACGAUCACGGCGUGUGCAACUGGCCCGGGUGCGAGUCCAGCUGCCAAAACUACAGCCAGUUUAUCACGCACAUGCGCGGCGAGCACACACUGGAUGACAAAAGUGCAGCACAGUGUCGAGUCCAAAUGCAAGUGGUUCAACAGCUGGAGUUUCAGCUGCGCAAGGAACGAGAGCGCUUGCGAGCGAUGACGGCUCACCUUCAGCUGACGCCCGCUGCGGAAUCCCAUUUCGCACCUUUGACGCCUCGUGGCGUGUCUGCCGACUCGCUUUGUCCGCAGGCAAGCUCAGUCGCUUGCGAGCCGCCCUCGCCGAAUCCUCCCCGAUCGCUGGCUCCCGUCGACAGCCCACCGCGGGGGAGACUCUCUCCUACAUCGUGCGCUGGAGCCGUGAGACGUCGCCAUCAUCGGUUGGCCUACUCUACAGAAAAAGAACAUGACCUCUACAAGAACGCUGACAUCAGACCACCUUUCACAUACGCAACCUUAAUAAGACAGGCCAUCGUAGAAUCAGCAGACAUGCAGCUAACGCUCAAUGAGAUCUAUACUUGGUUCACGAGGACCUUCGCCUUUUUCCGCCGCAAUGCCGCCACGUGGAAGAACGCCGUGCGCCACAACCUGAGCCUGCACAGAUGCUUCGUGCGCGUGGAGAACCCGAAAGGCGCCGUGUGGACGGUGGAUGAGGCGGAAUACCAGCGGCGGCGGUCGCAGAAGAUGACGGGGAGUCCACUACUGAUGAGGAGCGCCCACUUUGGAUCGGUUUCGAACGCCCGUUCACAGACGUCAUUUACAGACGCAGCGUCGCCGGGAUUCAUGCACGGAAAUGCCUUCACUUGAACAUGUUACACGCUCACCGCCGAGAACCCGUGACAGAGAACAAUGGCCUACCGAAGCUCGACAGGACUCAAAUCAACGAUGACGACUUGUGACUCCUCCGAUGAGCCAAUCUUUUACGAUUAAACACUGGAUGUGAAAUAUACUCUACAUUAUGUAAUGGUGUCAAUUGUGGUCAUCCCUCUACUUUUUUGAUACUGUUUAUCCUCACAAGGGUCGCGGGUGCCCUGGAGCCUAUCCCAGCUGACUUUGGCCAGAUGCGGGGUACACCCUGGACUGGUCCCCAGUCCCUCACAGGACACAUUAAGACAAGCAUUCCCGCCUAUGGACAAUGUAGAGGCUCCGAUGUUCCGAGCAUGCAUGUGUUUGGGAAUGUGUGAGAAAGUUGGAGCAUCUGAAGAAAACCACCAAAAGCACCGAGAGAACAAGCCAACCCCACACGACUAGCCCAGAGCUGAAAUUCAAACCGAGGGGCUAGCGACUGUGAGGCAGACCACUGAACCACUAAGUCACCCAGUUGCCCUAAAUUGUGGAACCAUCUAAUAAUGAUUGUGCAAUAUGUGUCUCCUUAAUAAACGUCAACAUCAAUUCA